This is a messenger RNA of Arachis stenosperma, 1689 nucleotides long. Its product is annotated as UDP-glycosyltransferase 73D1-like. The coding region runs from base 32 to 1516 and encodes 494 amino acids. Gene Ontology annotation, molecular function: UDP-glycosyltransferase activity. The transcript has a single exon. The record is from RefSeq and is a predicted model, not a curated record. NCBI's taxonomy places the organism in Eukaryota, Viridiplantae, Streptophyta, Magnoliopsida, Fabales, Fabaceae.
CUAGUCACACCUAACACUUUUGCCUUUGGCCAUGGCCUUGCACUUUGUGUUGGUUCCACUCUUUGCACAAGGCCACAUGAUUCCCAUGAUUGACAUAGCAAAGAUCUUGGCAAAGCAAAAAGGUGUGAUUGUAACCUUAGUUACCACACCAAUGAAUGCCUCAAGAUUUGAGGACACAAUUUUUAGAGCAAGAUUUGAACAAGGCCUCCAAAUCUAUCCCUUGAUAAUCCCAUUCCCAUGCCAACAAGUUGGUCUACCAAUUGCCUGUGAGAAUCUAGAUACCUUGCCAUCAAGAAACCUUCUUAGGAGAUUCUACAAUGCACUUGACAUGCUUCAAGAACCUUUGGAACACUACCUUAAAACUCAUGAUCAUGCACCAAGUUGCAUUAUCUCCGAUAAGUGCCUAUCUUGGACUUCCAUCACCGCCACAAGGUUCAAGAUUCCAAGGCUUGUGUUCCAUGGCAUGUCAUGCUUCUCAUUGCUAAGCUCCUACAAUAUCAAGCUCCACAACUCACAUGCUUUAGUCUCUAGUGACUUGGAGCGAUUUGUGAUACCGGGGCUUCCUCAUAUUCAUCAGAAGAUUGAGAUAUCAAGAGCACAGCUUCCAGGAGCUUUUGUUGCGCUUCCGGAUUUGGAUGAUUAUAGGGACAAAAUGCGCGAGGCGGAGAUGUCUUCCGAUGGUAUUGUGAUGAAUAGUUUUGAGGAAUUGGAAAAGGGUUGUAUUGAGGAGUACCAAAGAGUGAUGAACAAGAGGGUUUGGUGCAUGGGACCAGUUUCCUUGAUCAACAAGGCAAGUUUGGACAUGUUUGAGAGAGGGAACAAACCUUCCAUUGAAGAAAGCCAAUGCUUGGAAUGGCUAACAUUGAUGGAGCCAAGGUCAGUCAUCUAUGUAUGCCUUGGUAGCUUGUGUAGGCUUGUAACAUCACAAUUGAUAGAAAUAGGGUUAGGUUUAGAAGCAUCAAAUAGGCCAUUCAUUUGGGUGGUAAAAAAUGCUGAUGAAAGUUCAUCAUUAGAGCUAGAAAAAUGGUUAGAGGAUGAGGGUUUUGAAAGAAGGGUCAAAGGGAGAGGACUUUUGAUUAAGGGUUGGGCACCACAAAUUAUGAUACUAUCACACCCUUCAAUUGGAGGCUUCUUAACUCAUUGUGGUUGGAAUUCAACAAUUGAAGGUGUUUCGUUUGGGAUACCAUUGAUAACUUGGCCGUUAUUUGCUGAACAAUUCUUGAAUGAGAAGUUUGUUGUGGAAAUUUUGAAGGUUGGAGUUAGAAUAGGAGUUGAGGUUCCUGUAAGGUUUGGUGAUGAAAAGAAAUGUGGGAUUUUGGUGAAGAAAAAUAGGGUUAUGGAAGCUAUAGAGAUGUGUAUGGAGGGUGGUGAAGAAGGGAGAAAGAGAAGAGAUAGGGCAAUACAACUUGGAAAGAUUGCAAGAAAGUCUUUAGAAGAAGGUGGUUCAUCUGGCUUGAGCAUUUCAUGCUUAAUUCAAGAUAUUAAGGACCAUCAAUCAUCAAAAGGGGAGGCAUAAGUUAAAAACUUCAAGUUUGUAUAUAUUUGAGUCUACCGGUGAUGAUGAUGUAGAGAGGGGUACUAAAAACAGAAUUGUAAGCAUCAACGACACAUCGUUUGGCACCUUAGAAAAACAGCACCGUAGUUGACGGCAGCAGCAAGCGCAUGCAAAAAAAAAAAAAAAAAAAAGAA